AUGAACAGGUACGUGGCUUACCGACUUUAUUUCCUUCUUCCCUAUCCGUUUCUGGGCGUGCUCGCUCUGUUAGAUCUGCCUGUUUUGUUCCGAGCGGUGGUGAUUGGACAGCAGGUAGAGACAGGUGGAAAGACGUACAAGGUGAUGAAACAGCUGGGGGACGGCACUUACGGAACCGUGUGGAAAGCGCUUAAUUUGCACACGAACGAAAUAGUGGCGGUGAAAAAGAUGAAGCGCAAGUUCUACUCGUGGGACGAGUGCAUGAGCCUGCGAGAGGUCAAGUCGCUGCGCAAGCUGAACCACCCCAACAUAGUGCGGCUGAAGGAGGUGAUCCGAGAAAACAACGAGCUCUUCUUUAUAUUCGAGUUCAUGGAGUGCAACCUGUACCAUCUGAUGAAGGACAGAGAGACCUACUUUCAAGAAUCCACCAUUCGAAACUGGAUGUACCAGGUGCUACUAGGCCUGGCGCACAUGCACAAGCACGGCUACUUCCACCGCGACCUCAAGCCAGAGAACCUGCUAGUGACCAAGGACCUGAUUAAAGUUGCGGAUUUCGGCCUGGCAAGGGAGAUCAAGUCGCGGCCUCCUUUCACAGACUACGUGUCUACCCGAUGGUAUCGAGCACCAGAGGUGUUACUUCAGUCAACAGUUUACAACGCCCCAAUAGACAUGUGGGCAAUAGGAGCAAUCAUGGCAGAGCUCUUCACACUCGAACCACUCUUCCCCGGGGCAAGUGAGAUCGAUGAGAUUCUCAAGAUCUGCGCUGUCAUCGGCACGCCCACCCCCAGGACGUGGCCCCAGGGCCUCCGUCUCGCAGCUUCCAUGAACUUUCGCUUCCCUGAGUACUCGCCCAUCCCGCUCGCUCAAAUCAUGCCCAUGGCAUCAGACGAGGCAGUCGACCUGGUCACUGCUCUCUGCUCUUGGGACCCCGCCAGACGCCCCUCCGCUGCCCAGGCGCUGCAACACCCUUUCUUCCUGCGCCCCUCUGCUUUGAGGUGUGUUUUGAGGCGCCUCAAAACACACCUCAAUGCGGGAGGAGCAGUCGACCUGGUGACCGCUCUCUGUUCCUGGGUCCCCGCAAGGCGCCCCUCUGCUGCGCAGUCGCUGCAGCACCCCUUCUUCCUGCAGAAGGGAGUGACCCUCCCCUGCACACCCAAGAAGCCCAAGUCCUCCUCCUCUUCCUCCACAACAACCGGUCCCGUCGUCCCCAUCACCACGCCCUCCCAGCUCGCGGCCGCCUCCCACGCUGCCCUCUCCGGCUCUCUCGGUCUCCCCGACCCAGGGCAAACCUUCCUGCAGCCUCAGAAGGGAGUGACGCUCCCCUACACACCCAAGAAGCCCAAGUCCUCCUCUUCUUCCGCCGCCACAACCGGUCCCGUCGUCCCCAUCACCACGCCGUCCCAACUCGCGGCCGCCUCCCACGCUGCCCUCUCCGGCUCUCUCGGUCUCCCCGACCCAGGGCAAACCUUCCUGCAGCCUCAGAAGGGAGUGACGCUCCCCUACACACCCAAGAAGCCCAAGUCCUCCUCUUCUUCCGCCGCCACAACCGGUCCCGUCGUCCCCAUCACCACGCCGUCCCAACUCGCGGCCGCCUCCCACGCUGCCCUCUCCGGCUCUCUCAGUCUCCCCGACCUGGGGCAAACCCUCCUGCAGCCUCAGAAGGGAGUGACGCUCCCCUACACACCCAAGAAGCCCAAGUCCUCCUCUUCUUCCGCCGCCACCACCGGUCCCGUCGUCCCCAUCACCACGCCCUCUCAGCUCGCCGCUGCCUCCCACGCUGCCCUCUCCGGCUCGCUCGGUCUCCCCGACCCGGGGCAAACCUUCCUGCAGCCUAUGCCACGGCAGGGGGGAGGGCAGGGGCAGAGGCAGGGCGGGCAGGUGCGGAAAUGGCACCAGCAGGGGCAGAAAACGGGGGGGCAGUUGCAGCAGCCGCUGCGGCAGCCAGUGCAGCAGAUGGGGGGACAGAUGGGGCCCGGGCCCGGGCAGGGGCAGGGGCAGAUGGUGCAAGGCGGAGGGUUAGCAAUGGGGGGAUAUGGGUUGGGAGGGCAAGGAGGAGGGGGCUAUGGGCCGGGAGGGCAAGGAUUAGGGGGUGAUUAUGAGCAGGCAGGGAGUGUGGGUAACAGGGCAGGGGCGUACCAGCAAGGCUCGUUGUCUCCCCUCCACCUACAAACCCACCCCGAUCGCCUCUGCGCUCGCCCCUCCACUCCCCCAUGCACUCCCCUGUGCACCCUUCCUUAG
Closterium sp. Naga37s-1 is the source of this 2238-nucleotide messenger RNA. NCBI's taxonomy places the organism in Eukaryota, Viridiplantae, Streptophyta, Zygnematophyceae, Desmidiales, Closteriaceae. The record is from the annotation of a GenBank genome assembly.